AUGUCUCUCGUCGGAGGUGAAAAGACUAACUUUCAGUUCAUCAUCCGUCUGCUGAACACCAACAUUGAUGGCAAGCAGAAGGUCGUCUACGCCCUGACCAAGGUCAAGGGUUGCGGUCGCCGCUAUGCCAACAUCGUCGCCAAGAAGGCCGAUAUCGACCUGAACAUGCGCGCCGGUGAGCUCUCCGCUGAGCAGCUGGAGCGGAUAGUCAGCAUCCUGCAGGCUCCCACCCAGUACAAGAUUCCCUCCUGGUUCCUUAACCGUCAGCGCGAUAUCGUCGACGGCAAGGACAGCCAGAUCCUGGCCAACGGUGUCGACUCCAAGCUCCGUGAGGAUCUCGAGCGCCUCAAGAAGAUCCGCUCCCACCGUGGUCUCCGCCACUACUGGGGCCUCCGCGUUCGCGGUCAGCACACCAAGACGACCGGUCGUCGCGGCCGGACUGUCGGUGUGUCCAAGAAGAAGGGUGGUUAA
Sporothrix schenckii 1099-18 is the source of this 471-nucleotide messenger RNA. Its product is annotated as small subunit ribosomal protein S18e. Lineage: Eukaryota; Fungi; Ascomycota; Sordariomycetes; Ophiostomatales; Ophiostomataceae. Bases 1 to 471 code for a protein of 156 amino acids. Gene Ontology annotation, biological process: translation. The record is from RefSeq and is a predicted model, not a curated record. Gene Ontology annotation, molecular function: RNA binding; structural constituent of ribosome. Gene Ontology annotation, cellular component: ribosome; cytosol; small ribosomal subunit. The transcript has 5 exons.